UUUGCACGGUUCCUCAUUUUUUAUUUGCCGGAUAAGGCGUUUCUGUCCGAUUUAUGCUCUUCUACUUUCUUCACUCUUUUUCGAUGCCAAUCUCCAAGAUAUAAUCAUUUGAUUUUAUCUUUCCUAAUCGCAAAAAAAAAUAUUAUUGGUUUUCAUCUUCUCUAAGCUGAUCCCUGAGCUAGGGUUUUGAAUUAGGGAUUUUAUUGUUGAAGAGCAUCGAGCAAUGCAUUCGGUGCCUUCUGUAUUUGAUCUAUUCACUCCACCGCAUGCUGCAUCUUUCUAUGGUUUUUUGUGCUUUCAUCGUCUGAAAAACAUGGAAAAAUUUGAUUGGGCUAAUAGUCUUAGUUAACGUUUACUUCUUUUUUUUUAAUCACCGGUUUUCCAAUUGCUCAUUGCGGUUUCAUUUCCUGAUAUUUGUACCCAAAUCUGUUGGUAUAGUUCGAGAUCUUUGGUGCGUCUUUGUUUGGAGGAUCUGACAAGGUUCAUUUCAAUCGUCAAACGCAGAGGUCUUUGCUGCUUUCUUUGUAAUUGAUGGACGAUUGCCCUGCUAGCUACAAGUCGGCGUCUGAAAAUGUAGGCGUUCAUUGCAAGUCAUCAAAGGGGACGCAAUAUUGUGCUUUUGGAAAUAUAGGUGGUCUUUCUGUAAAUGAUCUUGGCCACCAUUUCACUGAUUAUCUCAAUAUUCAGGAUGCUGAAGACUCAAAUGAUAAGUGCAAUGUUGAGACUGUGAAGGAAGAUGUAACUAAAGAUUCCCAUGGAAGUGACUCUGGUAUUGCUUCUGUAAAAUGCUUGAUCAAAUGUGCAACAUUUCCAUGCUCUGGUAUUAGCGUGCCUCCUGCAGAAUUUGGUGGGAAGGAGCUAGAGGGUGACAUGAAUGCUGAAGUAAUGACACAUGGUGCUGAUGCUAAAUCUCCUGAUUUGCCUUACUCACGUUCCAUAUCUCUGCCAACUCCUUUGAAGCUUGUAUCUGCCAUAAAAGGUGGCCGUGAGAAACAAGGCAGUCUACCAAGGAAGCUGACUGUAACAUGGGCUCCAGAUGUGUAUGAUCCUAUUCCAACAUCAGUGUCACAUGUGCCAAACCCAAACAAGGGACAAAACCAUAAGAGUGGCAAGAAGAAGAAUGGGAAGAAUAAGCAGAAAAACAAUGGCAAAUCCUCACGAGGGAACAAGGGUAGAGACAAGAAGCAAGCUCGUAAACAUGGGGAGAGUUCUCAGUUAAGUAACCAUCCUCUGGAUGAUAGCAACAUCGCACCUUCGUCGAGCGAGGUGCAGUCUAGCGUUGUGGAUUUUGAUAUUGACAGCCCAGAUCCAUUUUGUGGGAGAAGUUUUCUUCAGAACUCUAUCACAAAACUGCACUUCCCUGUUGCAAAGGCCAGCUGAACUCCCUUUUUUGAUCUUAGUGACUCUUGAUGAUUUCACCAGAGUGUAGUGUAAAUAAAUAAAUGUGUGAGGGCUUUGUUGAGCAGUGAAACGAGAAUCAUAGUUAGUCGUGGCUAAACUUUUCAACCUUUGUUAUGUCAGUUGACUCUUGAAUUUCUUCUA
Solanum stenotomum is the source of this 1542-nucleotide messenger RNA. RefSeq lists its product as uncharacterized. The record is from RefSeq and is a predicted model, not a curated record. The transcript has 3 exons. Bases 532 to 1380 code for a protein of 282 amino acids. NCBI's taxonomy places the organism in Eukaryota, Viridiplantae, Streptophyta, Magnoliopsida, Solanales, Solanaceae.